Molecule: messenger RNA, 852 nt
Organism: Brassicogethes aeneus
Lineage: Eukaryota; Metazoa; Arthropoda; Insecta; Coleoptera; Nitidulidae
Source: the annotation of a GenBank genome assembly
AUGUUGCAGGCAAAAAUAAGGCUUCUUUCUUUAAGGGCUGUGAAUGAUACAGCUGAAAGAGCUGUUAAACUUAUGCAAGAUUUUCAUGGUUUAAUUACUGCAAAAGAAAGUGUACAAGAGCAUAGAAAUCUAGAGAAAAAAUUCUUUAUUCCAUGUGCUGUUAUGGACUACCUCACGGAGCAAUUCAUUUUUACUCUACCAGAAAACAAUCGAAAAAACAUAAACAAAGUGUGCGAUCAAGUGGAGUUGGCCCAUUGGCAUUAUUUGGACGAAUGCGUUGCCAAAAACUCAAGACUAAAAACGUGUAGAUUUUUUGAUUUUGCUUUACAAAUAUUUAAUCAUGUACACUUUUUACAAGAAGUUAGAAAAGAUCUUCAUGCCAUCCUUAAAGCAUGGAUCAAAUCCAGGAUGAGUAUUCCUACGUAUGGUGGAAUUAUUCUUUCAAGGUCAAGAAGUCAUGUCCUUUUGGUGCAGAGUUAUUGGAGAAAGACUUGGAGUUUUCCUAGGGGUAAAGUUUUAGAUGGUGAAGAUCCUGUUAAAGGAGCCACAAGGGAGAUAUUUGAAGAAACAGGUUUUAAUGCAUCUUCAUACAUUUUUAAGGAUAAAUACUGUGAAUUAAUAAAAGAAGACAAUGUUCUUAGACUUUAUUACAUCGAUAACGUUCCGUUUAAUACUAAGUUUAGGCCUGGGAACAAAUUUGAAGUUUGUAACUGCAGGUGGUUUAAGAUUAAUGAUAUUCCUAGGCACGAAGAAGAUUUUGAGGCGGGAAACAGGAUAGGGUUUCGUCCUGAGACAUUUAAAAUGGUAUUUCCAUUUGUUGAAAAGUUAAAGCAACUUUCAAAAUGGCGUUAA